Messenger RNA from Lodderomyces jiufengensis, 2148 nucleotides. RefSeq lists its product as uncharacterized. The record is from RefSeq and is a predicted model, not a curated record. Bases 1 to 2148 code for a protein of 715 amino acids. The transcript has 2 exons. Lineage: Eukaryota; Fungi; Ascomycota; Pichiomycetes; Serinales; Debaryomycetaceae.
AUGUCCUCAAAUAUUCAAUUUCAAGAAAAUAUUGAAAAAGAUACUUCAUUUGAUUAUCCAUCACCAAACUCACCAUCAGUUCCAAAAACCCAAUCAAAAGAUUCAUCAACUGAAGUUAAAGCUCCUAAACAACACAAUUUUACAAGAGUUGGAAUUUUCACUCCUAAAAAGUUUAGUAAAGAUAUCUUCAAACAAUUAGAAAAUUUACAAAUUUCUAAAACUCAAUUUUUUAAAGAUUUAAAAAAACAUUCAGAAUUAGAAAACCAAACUGAAUUAGAAGAUCAAUGUAAAGAUAAUAUUGACUUAUCAUAUGAUUUACAAUUUAAAUAUUUUACAGAUUUUAUACAAGUUUUUAAUCCAAUCACUACUUCAAGUACCUCCGAUACCAAAAAAGAUUUAUAUUAUCAAUAUUUUACAGAUUUUAUUCACGUAUUUAAUCCAAUCACUACUUCAAGUACCUCCAAUACCAAAAAAGAUUUACAACUUCAAUACUUUAAUGAUUUUAAUCAUGUUUUUGAUGUAAUUAGUGAUUCAACUAUUGCAAAUACUGAAAAAGAUUUACAACUUCAAUACUUUACUGAUUUUAAUCAUGUUUUUGACGUAAUUAGUGAUUCAACUAUUGCAAAUACUGAAAAAGAUUUACAACUUCAAUACUUUACUGAUUUUAAUCAUGUUUUUGAUGUAAUUAGUGAUUCUACUAUUGCAAAUACUGAAAAAGAUUUACAACUUCAAUACUUUACUGAUUUUAAUCAUGUUUUUGAUGUAAUUAGUGAUUCUACUAUUGCAAAUACUGAAAAAGAUUUACAACUUCAAUACUUUACUGAUUUUAAUCAUGUUUUUGAUGUAAUUAGUGAUUCUACUAUUGCAAAUACUGAAAAAGAUUUACAACUUCAAUACUUUACUGAUUUUAAUCAUGUUUUUGAUGUAAUUAGUGAUUCUACUAUUGCAAAUACUGAAAAAGAUUUACAACUUCAAUACUUUACUGAUUUUAAUCAUGUUUUUGAUGUAAUUAGUGAUUCUACUAUUGCAAAUACUGAAAAAGAUUUACAACUUCAAUACUUUACUGAUUUUAAUCAUGUUUUUGAUGUAAUUAGUGAUUCUACUAUUGCAAAUACUGAAAAAGAUUUACAACUUCAAUACUUUACUGAUUUUAAUCAUGUUUUUGAUGUAAUUAGUGAUUCUACUAUUGCAAAUACUGAAAAAGAUUUACAACUUCAAUACUUUACUGAUUUUAAUCAUGUUUUUGAUGUAAUUAGUGAUUCUACUAUUGCAAAUACUGAAAAAGAUUUACAACUUCAAUACUUUACUGAUUUUAAUCAUGUUUUUGAUGUAAUUAGUGAUUCUACUAUUGCAAAUACUGAAAAAGAUUUACAACUUCAAUACUUUACUGAUUUUAAUCAUGUUUUUGAUGUAAUUAGUGAUUCUACUAUUGCAAAUACUGAAAAAGAUUUACAACUUCAAUACUUUACUGAUUUUAAUCAUGUUUUUGAUGUAAUUAGUGAUUCUACUAUUGCAAAUACUGAAAAAGAUUUACAACUUCAAUACUUUACUGAUUUUAAUCAUGUUUUUGAUGUAAUUAAUAAAGUUAUUCAAUUCAUUCAUAAUCCAAAAAAACCUGAUCAAAAGAAAUUAGGUAAAUCAGAAAAAUUUAAAAACUUCAUUAUAUAUGGUACAGCAAAGGGUAAAGAAACAGAAAAUAUCCCAAAACAUGUUGAAAAAUACGUUUUAAAUAAAUUAAAAAUUGCAAAAACCACCAAUAAUAAUAUUGAUAUUUCAUCAAUUGCAGAAACACUAAAACAAGAGCAAUUAACUCAAGAAGAGUUAGAUUACUGCUUAUACAAAAUAUAUUCAAGUAGUUGUAAAAAAUCAAUACAAUCAAAUUUUAAAAAAUUAUUUAAAAGAAAUAAAAAGAAAAAGGAACCUCCAAUUAAAGGAUGUUUAAAAAAGUCAAAUAAUCAAAAUUUCAGUUUAGAAAAGAAAGCUUCUGAAGAAGCAGAUUCACAAACAAUAGAAAAGUUUAUGUCAGAAUUAAUUUAUCGUGAAAAUAGAGGAUUAGAUCCAAUUUACAAAAGAAAUAUUAAAAAUACUCAAUUACAACAAGUUCAAAAUUAUUAUGGUGACAAUGUUGAAGUAUAUUCAGAACAAUAA